This is a messenger RNA of Fraxinus pennsylvanica, 729 nucleotides long. The record is from the annotation of a GenBank genome assembly. Lineage: Eukaryota; Viridiplantae; Streptophyta; Magnoliopsida; Lamiales; Oleaceae.
AUGCCCACUGAUAUGGUCGGAGGCAUUCGAAGAAGCUUGGAAUCAUCACAAUACAGCCUUUCAAGUUCACCUAGUUCUAGUUUGCAUAAAGGUUCCAGAACAAAAUUAAAACAGAAAAAUCUAUAUGCACUGUCUGAUAGAUACGAUGAUUCUCGCUCUGAAGAGUCAGAUGAGGCAGAAAGCAGAUAUGUAGAAGAACAUUCUUUUUCUUCAUCUGCCAACAAGUUUGAUGCGACUGCCGAACUACAUCCAGACUCAGAAAGUUCACCUGCAGCGUAUCCAGAAAUUGGACAAUAUUUGGAAGGACCAAAUGUACUACAAUCAGAUAUCAAAUACCCAUGUAUAGAGGAAUUCGAACAUGACCCGCAUGAAUCAGCACGUUCAUUCGAGCCAAUAAAACUGCUUUCUUCAGAAAAUGUUGGAAAUGAUCAUCUACUCGAUAAAAUGUUGUCUAAUUGCAUAAAAAAUGAUCAAGUGAGACAUAGCCACAACAAUGGUGCAGUGGGUAUAUCUGAUAUCAACUUUGCCCUUGAGAAUGAUGAUUCGGUGGUAGGAGAUACUUCAAGCAUCUGUGGAGACGGAAGAAAUUAUAUUUCAGAUUACUUGGCAUUUUCCGACUUGAUUGUCCAUACAACUGAUGGCAGCAGUCCUCUUCUCUUCGAUGGAGAAAACAGUCUUUUUGAUUUCUUCCUUAAAGUCGAUUUCUCAAGGACUAACCUCCAGAAAUAG